Chenopodium quinoa (quinoa) is the source of this 1147-nucleotide messenger RNA. Its product is annotated as probable pectinesterase 67. The record is from RefSeq and is a predicted model, not a curated record. Lineage: Eukaryota; Viridiplantae; Streptophyta; Magnoliopsida; Caryophyllales; Amaranthaceae. The coding region runs from base 63 to 1130 and encodes 355 amino acids. The transcript has 5 exons. Gene Ontology annotation, biological process: cell wall modification. Gene Ontology annotation, molecular function: pectinesterase activity.
CAAAAAAAAAUUAAAAAAAAAAAACAAAAAAAAAAUUAAAAAAAAUAAAAUCAUCAAAAAUAAUGUAUUUGCAUGAUACCAAAGUUGUGAAUGCAUUAGCAAUAAUAAUCUAUGUAAUUCUUAUUUCUAAUGUAAACAUAGGUGAAGGACAUAGUUCUCAUCAUGAACAUCAAGGUACCAUCCGUAAGAACGUCAUAGACGCGCCUCUCCUAACGGGGAAAAUUGGUGGUAAUCGUACGAUUGUGGUUGAUGUUAAUGGCAAUGGAGAUUAUAAAAGUGUUCAAGCAGCAAUUGAUGCAGUUCCUGUAGGGAAUUCUAAUUGGGUCACCAUCCAUCUUAGAAAAGGAAUUUACAGGGAGAAAGUACAUAUACCCCACAAUAAACCAAAGAUAUUCUUGAGAGGAAAUGGUAAAGGUAGGACCUAUAUUGUUUGGUCUCAAAGCUCUACUGAUAACAUUGAGUCUGCAACAUUCAAGGUUGAAGCCUCAAAUUUUGUCGCAUUUGGAAUAAGUUUUAAGAAUGAUGCUCCAACAGGAGAAGCAUACACCUCACAAAAUCAAUCAGUGGCAGCAUAUGUAGCAUCAGACAUGGCUGCAUUCUAUCACUGUGGAUUUUUUAGCACACAUAACACGCUCUUUGAUCAAAAGGGUAGGCAUUACUACCAAGGUUGUUACAUCCAAGGUUCCAUCGACUUUAUCUUUGGUCGUGCCAGAUCCCUUUUCCAUGAGUGUGAGAUCUUCGUGUUGGUUGACCGGAGGAUAAAGAUCCAUGGUUCAAUUACAGCACAAAACAGGGAGAGUGCAGAUGAACCAAGUGGAUAUGUCUUCAAUAAAACAAAGGUUUAUGGUACAGGACAAAUUUAUCUUGGUAGAGCUAAAGGUGCUUAUUCAAGGGUGCUCUUUGCAAAUACUUACAUGUCUGGAACUGUUACAUCUCAAGGAUGGACUAAUUGGAGUUAUGAUGGAUCCACCGACAACUUAUUUCAUGCGGAGUAUGCAUGCCAUGGACCUGGAUCAAGCACAGGGGAUCGAGCUUCGUGGAGUAUGCGUCUAAGCGACGAAGAGGCAGCUCCUCUUCUCACCAUAAACUUCAUUGAUGGCAAGCAAUGGUUACCAGCAUGGAUGGAUUAAUGUGUUUUUUCAUUCAU